Molecule: messenger RNA, 2022 nt
Organism: Lingula anatina
Lineage: Eukaryota; Metazoa; Brachiopoda; Lingulata; Lingulida; Lingulidae
Biological process (GO): regulation of transcription by RNA polymerase II; cell differentiation
Cellular component (GO): nucleus
Molecular function (GO): RNA polymerase II cis-regulatory region sequence-specific DNA binding; DNA-binding transcription factor activity, RNA polymerase II-specific
Source: RefSeq, a predicted model, not a curated record
AACUGCUAAAUGGCAAGCCCGUCCAAUCAUAGACCCGGCUCACUGAUAGUACGGCGGGCUUUCAUGCAUUUGAUGCGACAUUUUAACAGUGACCCCCCAUCCAAGGAGGCUUCGGUUUCACCUGCGCGGCGCUUAUCUCCGUGUUACGUCGCGUUCUAAUGGAAAACUAGCAGCGGCCGAAGCAGGAGGAGUCGGGCCACUAAUCACAACAAACACACGUUAAACAUUGCAGCAUCGCAAAUUAGCCUCCAUAAAGUAUAAACAGUGGCGGAGAAGAUAAUCGGUGUUCAUUUUUUAGCUUUAGAGGAAAUGCCUUUCUGUUACUGUUGCAUUGUUUCAGAGUUGAGCUGUCUUCUUUCAGGCUGAUGCACUUGCUUUGCGUACUGUUCGUGGAUCUGUCAGGCUUCUGGUCUCCGAUUGGCUGAUGAGAAAACGCAAGUUUAUUCGUAGUCGACAGACGGGGCACCUGUUAAUUGAUUAUUAAUGCUAUCGCCAUUAGAAGAAGCAAAACUGAAUUUUAAGUGAAAAAGACAGCUUGCCAGGGAUUCACCGCAGCAUGUGUGCUCAGGGAACACGGCAGAGGAAGUUAAAGCUAUGUCAGCCAAUCACACAGGAGGCGCGCCAUUUUCUGUAAAGGACAUCCUCCAGUACGGCUCAGAGCCGACAACUUACAGCAUGGAUUUCCACACCAGCCUCACUUUCUCCUCCGGCAGUUUCUACGCAGAACCGACAAUGCAUGGUGCCAUGGGCAGCGAGGCCCCGGGUCUGAACAUGAUCAAUCCAGCGUGCCAGUACGGAGGGACUGCUAUGAGCUCACCCCCUCCAUCGACUAUGUACGAUCCUUUAAAUACCCCCACAAUUGAGAGGCUAAGUGCCUGCCCUUAUAACGUACCAACCACGACCACCACCUCAAGUAGCAGUGCACCAGGCGAGGAAAUCACUAAGAUAGGGAAGUUAGCUGACUGCGCGGAAGAGACCAAAAAGAUCUCACCUAUAAGUAACACAAAAAAUAACAGUUCAAAGAGCUCAAACAGCAACGGUAGCAGCAACAAUAGCAAUGGAAACAGUAAUAACAGCAACAAUCCCGAUGUGGAAGAAUGUCAUUUACUACGUCAGAGGCAAAGGCGAAAGCCAAGGGUGCUAUUUUCUCAGGCGCAAGUUUAUGAACUUGAAAGGCGGUUUAAGCAGCAGCGAUACCUCUCCGCCCCGGAACGUGAACAAUUGGCAGCUAUGCUGAAAUUAACUUCUACACAGGUGAAAAUAUGGUUCCAGAAUCGCAGGUACAAAUGCAAGCGUCAAAGACAAGAUAAAACUUUAGAGCUGACUGCGAUGCAGCCCCCGAGAAGGGUGGCGGUUCCUGUACUUGUUAGAGACGGAAAGCCUUGCAUGGGAAGGCCCGAUUUCGGUGGACAAUCUUACUCCACCCCUUACAAUGUUAACCCUUUUGCUUACCCCUCGUACUCUUCGUGUGGACCGAACUAUAACUCUGUUAACCCUCUCCCGCCCAUGCAACAGUCUGCAUAUAUGCAGCCACAGAUGCAAUCCAGAGUUUGGUGAAUACUGUCAACUGGACACUGAACUAAAACAAGGAACUAGGCAGUUGAAUAUGAAUUUAAGUUCAAAGAUUCAAUGUCUUAUUACAGUGAUAAUAAUGACUAAUUAACAGUUUUUCAUGGGUGAUUUUCACAAAGGCUAUGCAAAGAGUUUGCGGACAACUUAAUUAAAUGAAUUUGCUGCAACAAGGGCUAACUAGGACUUUAUGACAUUAAGAAACAAAUGAGAUCCACAACUGAGGUUAAUAAGCUUAACUGAGGUAUGCCCGUGAUGAAAUGGCUUACCCGAAGAAUGCAUGUUUUGUGAAGAAUUAUUAUACUUAAGGCUUUUCUGUUUAUCUCCUUUGUUUCAGUAAGACCAGUUAGUAAAAUUAUCAAUCUGAGUAGGCAUACGUUACAUACAUAUUCUAGAGAGGUAUCAAUAUCGUUAUUAAAAUCGCAUCGAGAAUCAAAAAGGACUUCUAAUAAA